Calidris pugnax (ruff) is the source of this 2927-nucleotide messenger RNA. RefSeq names its product testis expressed 11 (gene TEX11). Gene Ontology annotation, cellular component: central element. The record is from RefSeq and is a predicted model, not a curated record. The coding region runs from base 1 to 2586 and encodes 861 amino acids. The transcript has 27 exons. Lineage: Eukaryota; Metazoa; Chordata; Aves; Charadriiformes; Scolopacidae. Gene Ontology annotation, biological process: reciprocal meiotic recombination; synaptonemal complex assembly; meiotic cell cycle.
AUGGCGGCAGCGCGACUAGAGGCGGUGCAGGGGCUGGUGCAGGAGUUGCUGAGGGAGGAGGCGCCGUCCCGCAUCGCCGCCCUCACCGAGGAGCUCUUCCAGGCGGCGGGGAGCGGCUCCCUCGAGAGCGGGAACCCGGCUGGGCCCCCCCCCGCCGGACCCCUCGGGGAAACGGGGGGUCCCGGCGCCCCACAGCACCCGGCUCCCCUCGCCCAGGUUGAAGAGAGCGCAAUAAGCCUGUGGAACUGGACUGUGACCAAACACACGGGUUCUGUUGUCAAUGAUGAGCAAAGAGCUAAACUACGGUUUGUCGCCUGCAGACUGGUGUGCCUUUGUGAGGGCAGUGAUCCUCCGGAGGGAACGAUUCGAAGACAGAUUUUGAUGUCUAUGAAAACUGGGAAAGGAUGGAUAGAUAUUGGAAAAGCUGAUCUUGCUGAUGGAUUUCUAGAGAUUGCCAUGAAUAGUAUAGAAAAACUGUAUGCGAAGUUACUUAAGGGGAGCGAUGGUGAAGCAGAUAUUCACGUGCACAAAGCUGAUGUGGAGAAGAAUCUCUUCAAAGUGCUCUCUUAUCAGGCUGAAUCAGCAGUUGCUCAAGGGGAUUUUCAGAAAGCGGUGAUGUGUGUGCAGCGCUGCAAAGAGAUGUUGAUGAAAUUACCAAAAGAGGCAUGUUACCUGUCAAUCCUCUGUUACAAUUUUGGAGUGGAAACCUAUGAACGGAAGAGGUAUGAACACAGCUCCUUCUGGCUCAGCCAGAGUUAUGACAUCGGGAAGAUGGACACGAAGCAUUCUGUUGGCAAAGAAAUGCAGGCUAAAGUGCUGCGCUUGUUAGCUACAGCCUAUUUCGAGUGGGAUUGCAGUCUGUAUCUUGACAAGGCAUUGAAAGCCAUAAGCUUGGCAAAUCAGGAGAAUUUGCAUCCAGCAGGGUGUUUUUUGAAAAUAAAAAUUCUCCUUAGAAGUGGAGCAUCGGAUGAAGAUAUCAACUCAGCUGUUGCAGAAUUCCUGCACCAUGAGAUGUCUUUAGACUUUUGUUUGAACACUGCCAAACUGCUGCUGGAGCACGGAAGGGAGUCAGUCGGGUUUGAUUUUCUGAAAUCUGUUGCUGAACGAUUUGAAUCUUCACCUGACCUUGGAAAAAUUACCCUGCUCCACAUCGAGUUCCUGCUGCAGAAUAAGAGGGAGCUUCUUGCUAAGCAAAAGGUUGAAGAAAUUAUUAUAGGUCAUUAUACUGGGAAACAGCUGUUGCCUGAAGCCUUGAACCGGCUGCACAUCAUCUUGUGGGACAGAGCUGCCAAACAUUAUGAGGCAAAAAGUUACUCUGAUGCUCUUCACUGGUACAAUUAUUCUGUCAGCUUCUACACACCUGGGCAGAUAGAUCAGAACUUGGCUAAGCUGCAGAGGAACAUGGCUUCUUGCCAUCUUCAUCUGAAACAAAUUGACAAGAAUGAACAACAAGUUGUGGCUAUCAAAGCUUUGGAGUAUUUGUCUGAACAUUUACAAGACUGCCAACAGUUAUUUGCAGCUUUAAAAUGUUUGGUUCGUCUUGUGUUGUCAAAGGUCAUGGCAGAAAAUGAAGAGAAAAGAGAUGAAGAUAUCAACUCAAUGCUGGCUUACUUGACCUUGGCUCACAAGAAACUUGCGGCGUCUUUCACAGAAGAGAAGUUUACAGGGGACAUGAGGAUCCUUGAUGCACACUGGUUUAGAAAAGUUGCUUGGAACUUAGCUGUACAGUUCAGGGACUACCCUGAAAAGAUGAGGGAUUUUUUCCUAUUGUCUUUCAAGUUGUCCCAGUUUUGUCCCUCUGACAAAGCUGUUCUAAUUGCCCAGAAGACAUGCCUGUUAAUGGCAGCUGCAGUUGAUCUGGAAAUGGGGAGACAAGAAGCAACACCUUCUAAACAGACAGAGCUUUUGACUCAGGCCCUUGAACAUCUCCAGGCAUGCAAAGAGAUAUGGAAAGUUCUGAAAUUAACAGGAGAUUUUGCUAAGGACCCAACAGAGACUUUGUUGCUGCUUUAUGAAUUUGAAGCAAGAUCCAAGCUGAAUGAUCCAACACUCCACAAGCUUAUGGAGUCAGUAUGGGAGCAACCACAAAUAGAGGUCAAGACGCUAGAAAUCAUUGCAUCGUUAGCAAUGGAAUCUCCAGCUCGGUAUCCUGUGCUGUGUAAGAAAGCUCUCAAGAGUGCACUAAACCUUCACAGAAAGCAGAGUGUCAUUGAUGCUGAGAAGUUUAGCAAAUGCUUACACAGUUUGAUUAAUCUUUCUUUGCCGACUGGAUUAACGGACUUGGACGCCUGUGUGCUGCGGGAGGUGUGGGGCUACUUUGAAGAUGCUCUGAGCAUAGUCAGCAGCACAGAUGCUUACCCAGAGAUGGAGAUCCUUUGGUUGUUGACAAGAGCCUGGAAUACAGGAAUAUUUCAGUAUACCGUUGGGAAAUACAAGGAAGCUGAGCAGUGGUGUGGAUUAGGAAUGCGUUUCCUCAAUCACUUAGGAUCUCUGAAGAAAAGCUAUGAAGGCCACAUGAUUGGUCUUUAUAGUGAGGUUCUGGACAAAUUGGACAGAGCAAAAGGGUUUCUUCCCAAAGAAGAAUAAUGACAGCCACACUGCAAAAAAAGGGGGACAGGAGCCUCUUUUGGAAAAGUUCUGCUGAAUGAAAGAGGCCGAUAGCUCUGCGAAGGCACGGGGACACGGGAGCAGUGGAAAAGAAACCAGGAUCUUCUUCUUGUUGGCAAUUAAGUUAUGUACUUUUUAGGAAAUGUUUAUUGCAUAGAUGUCAUUGUUUUGCUCUCGGGAAUAUUUUUCAUUCUCUGGAGCUAUAGAACAGAAAUACAUCUCAUGAAAAAGUUAAGUAUUUAUCUGCUGUUGUGUAAGAGUUUGGUUUAAAAAGCUGAUUCUAGUAGUAAGUGGCACUGAGAACAAUAAAAGUAUUCCAA